AUGCGUAUAUUACUCUAUUUGUCUUAUCGUGACUACGCUAUUAAAGGCAAUUUUCCGUCACCCUCUCUAUUUGCAACUGAUAUAAACUACGUCCAAGAUAUAAUUGAAAAAUCUAUUCUUAAGUUUUGUCCUAGUCGUCGACCAAAUAUUUUAUUAUCAACAUAUACCGAAUGUUUUGUUCAUUCCAUAUGUAAUACGGCAACAAUCGACUUUCAAUUGCCUGGCAAACAAAAAAUAGAAGAUUUAAAUACGCCAUGGUUCAAAUUUAAUAUGAAUAAAAUUCUAUAUGAUAGUAAGCGAACAAUGAGAGUUUUAGAUGCAAAAUUUGUUCACGAUGCAUUCGAUCCAAAAUUAGCAACAAAUAGAACAUAUAUUUAUCGUUUUAUUUCUGGUGAAUAUCCAGUAUUGAAUACAAUUGAAGAACAUUUAACAACUUAUAUUCCGUGUCAACGAGAACAAUCAUUGUGUUUAAAUCGAUUAAAUGAAGCCAUAUCUAUUAUAAACAAUAAUAUGUAUGAUUAUUCGUCGUUCACAACACCUGAAGCACGUCAGUUAUUAAAACAAAAUCAAGUAUCAACAAAACGAAAAUUAAAAGUAAAAAUGUACGAUAGUACUCAAUUAUUUCAAGAGGUUGAUAUAAAUAAAAAGAACAAAAAUCAUGCAUUUUCUAUUGAAUUAACAACAUCAAAUUUUUUAUAUCAAAUGGUUAGACGAUUGUCAACAUGUUUAAUUCAAAUUGGACAAGGACUUUUGAAUUUAAAUGAUCUAAAAUCAAUGUUAACUCAUCAAAUGGAGUAUCAACCAAUGGACGGAUUGUUAAAUUUGAAUGGACUCUACUUGAAAAAUGUGGAGUAUAAUGAGAGAGAUUUUAAUCGAUAUGUAACUGUCACAACAUCAACGACAACAACAUCAUCAAAACUUAGAAAAAUAGAUCCACUUGCGCCCAUAAUGACUGGGGAGGAAUAA
This is a messenger RNA of Didymodactylos carnosus, 966 nucleotides long. Lineage: Eukaryota; Metazoa; Rotifera; Eurotatoria; Philodinida; Philodinidae. The record is from the annotation of a GenBank genome assembly.